GCCCUCCAGGGCCGCGGGAGCUCGGCUCGCCCUUCCGCCGCUCGGGAGGCCCGGAGCGUGCCCGGGGCCGCAGGGUUUUCCCAAUAGGAAAACAGAAAAGAUGUUGGAUAUUAAGGCUUGGGCCGAGUACAUCGUGGAGUGGGCUGCCAAGGACCCCUACGGCUUUCUCACGACUGUGAUCCUGGCUCUCACGCCACUGUUUGUAAUUAGUGCAGCACUGUCGUGGAAGCUUGCAAAAAUGAUUGAGGCCCGGGAACGAGAGCAAAAGAAGAAGCAGAAACGCCAGGAGAACAUUGCAAAAGCCAAACGAACAAAGAAGGAUUAAAUGGGCAAAAAUGGCCUUCCUUGUGCAAAGAAUCAAUUUUUAAAAUUAAAUACUUGUACAUUUUUGUUGUAACUGUCCUUUGAUACUUGAUCCUGUUACUUCUUGAAGUAUGAAAUUUAAUACUUCCAGUGUAUUUUUUUCCUGAUGAUUUGUGUUAAAAUUUGCCCAAGUGACACUUGUUAGAGUAAUUAAAUUUACUACUUGUAUUUUAGUGCAGGUUGCUUUUCUAAAUUUGCAUGUUAAGUUAAAAAAAAUUAACCUCUUGGGUGGUUCUGGAGGUAGAUCACUUUUUUUUCUCUUAGUUGAUCUAUGACGUAACAAGUGUCUGAAAAUUGUCAAGUUUAGGGGAAAAUGGGAAUAAUAAACUGGAUUACAGAAAUGCAAGUUUUGGCAAACCUUGAGCAGGGCUGUAGAGACAAGCCAGCUGUAGCACUGAUAGCAGACAUGACUGAUUUCCUUUAAGGUCACUGCAUAUGGCUGUGUGUGCCCACAGUGGCUGCUGCAGUGUCUUUGAUGGUGGUGCUUGUCUGCAGAAAUAACCAACCUUUAUCUUUUCCUGUUUCCUGAACUACGAGCCAUCAACAGCCUUUAACUUCAGGCCAAGUUCUAGGAAACUGAUUGUCUGUUCUUACUAGCUUCAUUUCUCUUAAGGCAUUCAUAUUCUGAAAAAUACAGUACUGUUGUUUGGUCUUCCUCAACAAUCACCUGAAUGCUCCACCUGUAACUAAUUUGUUUUUGCCUUCAUAAACUGUUUUUGCCUCAAAGAAUAGCCAUAAAUGGGGUGAGACCAAAGACCCAGGUGGCCUAAUGUUCUGAGUCCCAGAGACCUAUAGCAGAUGGCUGUGCAAGGAUGAUGCACAAGCUGUGACAGUAGUUCUGCCUGCUAAACUUCUGGCUACCUUUGAUCUAAGAUUUGAGUUUAGGUAGGGCUUUUGUUCUCAUGCCCCUUGAAACUUGGCUGCCUUACAGGUUGCAAGAUUCUGACAUAGUCAAAAAUUCAGGUUUGUGUUUUAAAUACAUCAAAAUUAUUUAACGUUAUUUCCAAUUAAUCUCUUCUUAACAGAAUUAACUUUUUAAUAAUAGUCUGUGAUGGCCUCUACGUUGUCUAGUUCAAAGAGCUUGUAGCAGUCAUUAAGAUUUUACGUUUCACAUAUUUCUAAACAGCAGCACGGAGCUGUGCAUUCUAGCAGCUACUCUUUGGUCAGGUUUAAAAAUAAAACCUUAAAACAAUACCAUUGUUCAAAUGAAGAGACCUAUAGAGCUGGCUGACACCAAGGGGGAUCAGAAGUGGGGAGUCUAACUGAAAUUACUUUAAGUAAGUGUGAAGUUGGUCCCCUUUCAAUUUUGUUGGUGAAAGCAAGCAAUAUUAGAAUUUGACAUUUGGCCAUUUUAUAAAUAUGUGAGAUUAAGUCUCCAUGUUUUGUAUGAAGUGUUGUCAAAUAUGUAUGUGUUUGACCUUUGAUACCUACAUAGCUUGAAACAGAGGGAGGAGAACUGAUGAGGGAUACACUCUAUAAAUAAAUUUGAUACUUUUU
Molecule: messenger RNA, 1860 nt
Organism: Sturnus vulgaris (Common starling)
Lineage: Eukaryota; Metazoa; Chordata; Aves; Passeriformes; Sturnidae
Gene: SMIM15
Product: small integral membrane protein 15
Source: RefSeq, a predicted model, not a curated record